Molecule: messenger RNA, 2972 nt
Organism: Ornithorhynchus anatinus (platypus)
Lineage: Eukaryota; Metazoa; Chordata; Mammalia; Monotremata; Ornithorhynchidae
Gene: OCLN
Product: occludin
Exons: 9
Coding region: 239-1813 (524 amino acids)
Biological process (GO): bicellular tight junction assembly
Cellular component (GO): bicellular tight junction; cytoplasmic vesicle; apical plasma membrane
Source: RefSeq, a predicted model, not a curated record
GGGCGGGGCCGCGCCGCUGUGUCCCCGCCGGCCCCGUCGGGGCAGAGUGCGGGUGCAGCGCGGGUCCAGUGCGGGUCCAGUGCAGGUGCAGUGCAGGCAGCGCCGCCUCCUCCCUGCUUUCCUUCCUCCGCCUUUCCCUGCCGGACCGUCCAGCCUGGCGCCGGGGAGGACGGCUGCCCAGUUUGGACGCUGAAACACAUUGUACAUCUCGAAGUUCAGCUAGCCACUCAAAUCAGCAAUGUCUUCCAGACCAUUUGAAAGUCCUCCACCAUACCGGCCUGAUGAAUUCAAACCAUCCCACUAUGCACCGAGCAACGAUUUAUACGGCGGCGAGAUGCACGUCCGGCCAAUACUUUCCCAACCAGCCUACUCUUAUUACCCGGAGGAUGAGAUUCUUCAUUUUUACAAAUGGAGUUCCCCUCCAGGAGUGAUCAGGAUUUUGACUGUGCUCAUCAUUGUGAUGUGUGUGGCCAUCUUUGCUUGUGUGACCUCCACGCUAGCCUGGGACAGAGGCUAUGGAAACUCAUUGAUGGGCGGGAGUAUGGGCUACCCCUUAUAUGGGGGCAGCGGUUUUGGAGGAUUUGGUGGGAGUUAUGGCAGUGGCUAUGGGUACGGCUACGGUUAUGGCGGAAGUUAUACUGACCCCAGAGCGGCCAAAGGCUUCUUGCUUGCAAUGGCUGCCUUUUCUUUUAUUGCUGCAUUGGUGAUAUUCAUUACCAGUGUUAUAAAAUCAGGAAUGUCCAAAACAAGAAGGUAUUACUUGAUUGUGAUCAUAGUCAGUGCUAUCCUGGGGAUUAUGGUAUUUAUUGCUACCAUCGUCUACAUAAUGGGAGUUAAUCCAACCGCACAAGCUUCUGGGUCUAUGUACUCCAAUCAAAUCUAUGCUCUCUGCAACCAGUUUUAUACACCUACAACCUCUGGACUCUAUGUGGAUCAGUAUCUUUAUCAUUACUGUGUGGUGGACCCCCAAGAGGCCAUUGCCAUUGUAUUGGGGUUCCUCAUUAUUGUGGCUUUUGCCCUAAUGAUAUUCUUUGCGGUAAAAACCCGGAGUAAGAUGGAUAAAUAUGACAAGUCAAACAUCCUGUGGGACAAGGAAAAAGUUUAUGACGAACAACCACCUAAUGUGGAAGAAUGGGUGAAGAAUGUAUCUGCAGACACACAAGAAGUGCCUCAACCACCAUCUGACUUUGUGGAUAGAGUUGAUAGUUCCAUGGCAUAUUCUUCAUAUGGCAGAAUGAAUGAGAAGCGGCCAUAUCCAGACUCUUCCUACAAAUCAACUCCAGUGCCUGAAGUGGUUCAGGUCCUCCCAGUGACUUCACCAGUAGACGGCAUCCGACAGCCUCGCUACAGCAGCAACAGUAACGUUGAAGUGUCCACAAAGAGGACCCCCAGGAAGGGGAGGGCAGGAAGGUCAAAGAGGACCGAGCAGGACCACUACGACACAGACUACACAACUGGUGGAGAGUCCUGCGAUGAGCUGGAGGAGGACUGGGACAGGGAGUACCCACCUAUUACUUCCGAUCAACAAAGACAGCUCUACAAGAGAGAUUUUGACAAUGACCUACAGGAAUAUAAGAGUUUACAAGCUGAACUUGAUGAAGUCAAUAAAGAACUCUCUCGCCUAGAUAAAGAGUUGGAUGACUACAGAGAAGAAACUGAAGAAUACAUGGCUGCAGCAGACGAAUACAAUCGACUAAAAGAUGUAAAGGCUUCUUCAGAUUACAAGAGAAGGAAGAAAUACUGUAAAGAACUGAAGAGCAAAUUGUCACACAUCAAAAGGGUGGUCAGUGAUUAUGACCGACAGAAGUCAUAAGCGGAUAUUGUACCUGGAAAUCAUGCAACUGUAAACAGGGAAUAUGUGUCUUGUUCCUCUGUAAAUGACACAAUUUUUUCAGAAGACAAAAAUGGCUUUAUGUUGUAACAUGGGAGUUAAACACCCCUUUUUGACCUUUAAAGUCCUGGUAGCUAAUUCAAUUUUAAUAUCAGUGUUGGUGCAUUUUUAAGUACUUUCAAUUAUUGGCUCUAACCCUCAAGGUUUUCACACUCUAAACUUUUGUUCCACUAUUAGGACAAAUCUUUUUCCCUUUCUCCCUCAAAUCCAGUUUGAGGAAUUUAUACAAAUUGGUUCAGUAUAUUUAUUGCUGUACCAUACACUCAAGACACAAAAGCCCCUGAAUACAGACUAACCUCAGUAUGAAGCGGUCUCAGAAACAAGACUGCCUCUGGGAGCUCCAUUUUUAGUGAAGUCUUUUCAUUGAAGUCUGCAUGAAAUGUGAAGCUCUUGGCCUAAAGGACAAACUUCUCUUCUAGUAUUUGCUUCAUUCUUUUUGCCUAUUUGAGUAGCUUACAAUUUGUAAAUAGGAAGUGAGCUAUUUUUAUCAGACUGAAUACUUUCUAACCACAGUUAUGGCAAAAGUGUAAAAUGCAAAGAUGGUGUAUAUUUUUUAAAUUUUGGCAUUUAAAUAUAUUUUAGGUUAGAAAUUUUGUCGGGGUUUUUUGAAUAAUUGGUUCACCCACUAUGGUUUACAUGAGUGUGUUUUUUUGUUUUUUUUGGUUUUUAACUGAUUAGAUUGACACUUUGUACCCAAUAGAACAAGUUGACUUUUGUAAACAAUUUGUUACCAUUGUAUCUUAAAAGAAUUUGCAGACUGUACAUAGUUUUAUAGGUUAUUAAACCUGGUGUUUUCUUGAUUUAAAAAUUUCUGCCUGGUAUCCUGAAUGCUCACCAUAUUCAGUUAAAAAUCUGAGCUGGAGGUGUUUGCCCCUUGCUUUGGGCUCUGAUUUUUUUUUAAGAUUCCUUGGCAGGAAAAACAGAUCUAUCUCACUGAAACACCUCAAGAACUCAUUAAGUCCAAUGAAAUACUGAAUUAUUUCUGAUUGUGCCUUUGUAUUUAAGGAUAGCUUCUUAAAUUUUUCUGCUUAAUCUAAGUCUAAUGAUUGAACUCAAUAAUAAAUCAGAAUCAUUUUCCUAA